AUGUUUCGUUUUUUUUUCUUUGCACGUUUCUUCUUGCGGCUUCCUCUGAAUGUGCGCAAGUGCGUGGGCCGCUGCGGCGUCGGUGGAUUUGCCUGCAUUCUCACCAACACACGUCUUGGACGGCCGACAAAUACAUGCGAAGGGGCCGUUUUGGGCGGCUGUGCGAAGUUUUUGGCGCGUGUGGGUUUUGGGGUGGCUGCCAUGACCCCGGGGCGCGUACCAGGCGAGGCGACGGCGAUUUUUCUGCUGCGCGAGUACGUCAUUCCGAUUGUUGUCUUCGCACUGAUGGCAGCAUGGCUGCUGCGCAAUGUGGUGCUGCCGAUGUGCGCGGGCGGCGUUGUGUUCACGCGUGAGGCCGCGCCUUCCGAAGACGAGGCCUCAUCGCCCGAGGCCCGUCGGAUGCGUCACGCGGACCCCACUGACGCUGGCGUUUCCGACUGCAGCGAUAAAGUAAAGUGA
Messenger RNA from Trypanosoma conorhini, 459 nucleotides. RefSeq lists its product as uncharacterized. The transcript has a single exon. Bases 1 to 459 code for a protein of 152 amino acids. NCBI's taxonomy places the organism in Eukaryota, Euglenozoa, Kinetoplastea, Trypanosomatida, Trypanosomatidae. The record is from RefSeq and is a predicted model, not a curated record.